UCCCGGUAACCCGGCAGUGGAAGCGGCGCAGCUCCAGCUCCAGCUCCAGGCCCAUGGACUGAACCGGGAUUAAACCGGAGAGGAGAGUCCAGGCCAGGCCAGGCCCCACGCGUGGGGGGCGCGAGUGAACAGCGGGGCAACAGAACUGCUUCAAGUAAUUUAGGUCGAGACCCUUCAGAAUCAGGUCGCUUAUGAAUACUUUUAACGACAGGCUCCCCACGAACAUACGGUGUGCUAAAUGGAUGGGAGGCGGCGCACGUCUGUCCGCACUCCAGGCCAGUAGCAAACCUCAAGCUUACCGCCACUCCGUGGAUGGCGGCCGGUUAUUCCAGGCCAACUCGUGAGCGGCACUAAGGCUCUCUCUGCAAACUCAGCGCUCUAAUUUUGGUCACAUGAUUGCCAAUGAUGGAUUGUACAGCAGAGUCUGGAUGCUCGGGUACUCCGGGGUCCCCACCUGGAGAAAAACAGGAUGGGAGUAAGACUUCAAAAGGUCAUAAUAUAUACUAUGGAUCACAGAAAAAUGAAAAACACAUUGAGAAGAUAAAUGAAGAACAGCGUGUGACCAAGAAAAGAGGCCGGCCAAAGGGCAAAAAACGCCAAAAAAACGUACCAAAUGGUCCCAAAGCUCCACUUACAGGCUACAUGCGGUUCCUGAAUGAGCGUCGCGAACAACUGCGUGCACAGCAACCAGAUCUACCUUUUCAAGAAAUCAUCAAGACAUUGGGCAGUGAAUGGAGCAAACUCCAGCCUGAAGACAAACAGUGCUAUCUGGAUGAAGCUGAGCGGGCAAAGCAACAGUACAUAAAAGAACUGCAGGAGUAUCAGCGAACUGAAGCUUGCAAAAUGAGCAAAAUUGGCAUCCAGGAAAAGAAGCUAAGGAAAGAAACCGCUCAUUCAUUGUCAAAUGGUAUGCAUGCUGAGAAGAACAACGAACAGCAAGGGAAAAUGUCUAUGUUUAAUAUUCCAAUAUUUACAGAAGAAUUUCUUGAUCAUAACAAAGCUCGAGAAGCAGAGUUGAGAAAGUUGCGAAAGACUAACAUUGAAUAUGAAGAGCAGAAUGCAGUCCUGCAGAAGCACAUUGAUAAUAUGAGAAGUGCUAAAGAAAAACUGGAGGAAGAGCUAGCUGAAGAACAGAGUCAAAAUGCAAAUCUACACAAGUACCUUGACAACUUGCGGCAAAUAUUAACAACCGGUUUCACUGACGCCGCACUGCCAGGAAGUGGAGAAAGCUUGACAAUUGACACGAUUGAUUCCUAUAUGACAAAACUUCAUAGUAUCAUAGACAACGACCCUCAGCAGAACGAGAAGCUUGUGAAGAAGGUGCAAGAGAUAGUUAGCAGCUUAGACAACAGUGAUGGACCUUAAAACAUCAGGAACUUCAAAUGUUAGCUAAAAUACCAAGUUCCUCUACUUUUCUAAACUUUAUAGAGUUGGCUUUAACUCUAUGAUGCAGGUGCGGCUGUUUUGAAGUCCAAUUAUACAGAUCUACACUUCUACAUCCUUCAAGAUUAAAGCAAACUGAUAUUAACGGAACUGCUGACUACACACUAAAUAUUUUGCAAUAGAUAGCUCGAGGUUUAAUUAAAUUACGGAAAUAGGACUAUUUGUUGAAGUUACGGAUAAUAUUUAAUUGUUACAUAUAGAACUCUUUUUGUGAAUUAUGGCAUCAUGCGGGUUGUGACAGAGUGGAUUUUCUAGUUUUUAUUAACUUUUAUAAUUAGUAUGUCUUCGUGCAUGCACUCUAUACAUUUAGAAGCUACAUUGUAAAGUUUACUGACAUCUUGUUAUGAUUAAAUUAUGUUUGUAUUAACGUUUUGUCGACUAAUGUGAAAUACUGUGAUAGUAAAGGAAGCUACAGAGUCUGUUUUGAAAGCAGCCGUGAUGACAGGGAUGUAGGCACUGCCAAUUCCACUUCGCCAUGCUUGCAAUCAAUAAAUAUAAGCUAAUGAUGAGCCAUAUUUUUGGAAUUUUGGCUUCAGAGAAAAAUUCUGGUAAAGUGAAAUUCAUCACUAAUUCACUUCUUUAAAGGUAAAAAAAAAUGAUCCCAUGUAAUUAUGUCUCAAGAUUCAAGGCUCAAAUUUAAGAUUUUUGUAAAAAUGUGUUUUCUGUAGUAACCAUGUUAGUUUUCUUCCUGGAGUACAAUAACAGCUGUUUAUAUAUCUGGGGAUGUUUAGAAAGCUCUAUACGUUAGAUCAUUUUAUGAACUGAUGGACAGAGCUCUGAUGACACCAUAAAGUUAGGUCUAGAAUGGUUUAACCAACAUUACUGCCAUACUGCUAUCUUGAAAUAAUAAGAAAUGUAUCUUGGUUUAACAGAAUACUUUUAACUACACAGAGGUAGGUCAUUAGCACAAUUUUGUGAUCACCCAGAACGGCAGGAUGCUGUUUAAAAGAGGUUCUGCCAAGUAUUUGUGUACCUGUAUUUGUACUUUUAGGUUGAAUAAUUAUAAUUAUUUCACUGUUUCAAGGUUGUAAUGUUCCUCAAAAUUUACAUUUGGAAGUGGUUGUGAAAUCGAGGGAGGACAGCAUUCAAAAUGUUUGUUUUUGUCUGAAUAUUUGAAGUUGCUGCUUAAUGAUGUGAGACUGCUGUUAUUAAGUGUAAAUAAUAUAGCAAUAUUUGGGAAUGUUAGCUGAAUGGAAGAAGUCUACAGCUGGGCCACCUUGGAGGUGAGCGAGCACUUGCCUGACCUGACAAAUCAGCAAGAAAAGUGCUAAAGUUAUUUUGUUUCAGAGUUUGGUCCCUAGAGAUCAAAGCCAUGUGUAUUUUUUCAGUCAUGAUAAAGUACUACCGCCAAUUAUUAAAAUAGUCUCCCAUUUAUACCUUAUUUUGAUUUUUCCUGUAGUAUCCGUUCCAUUAAAAAAAAAUUGAAACUGGGUGGAUUCCAAAGAAUAAUAUUGGAGUUACUUUCAUCCACAUCAUUUACUAAGCCAAGGACACUGAAGCCACUUUUAAGGCUUCUGAUUUUAAUUUGCUGAGAUUCACCAAUGAGUAAAGGCCAAGAAUCAGAAGUUUAAACUUGCUGCUUUGGUGGUGAAAAGACAUAGGAUCAACAAGAAGAGGGAAGAAAACAGUAAUGCUUCUCUUCAUUGUCCAUUUAGCAUAACCACCUUCCAGGCAUCACUUCUGGUCUCAGAAAAUAGAGAUUUCUUCCUGAAGGACUGUCACUCUUAAAGGAAUGCUCUUAAAUGCUGCAAUGACAUUUUGACAGAAAUAACUACACUCCAUUAACUAAUUUAUGUGUAACAAUCUUCAUAGUCAGCCCUUGUGGAGUAGAAUCCCACAGAAUGUAUCUUUUGUGAUCUUUUUCCAAUGAGUAGAUGACUGCAAACUGAUCAAUACGAAUUGAAAUAAAUCUUUUGAUUCAUGGAGCAAAAUAUUUUGUAUAUCUGAGAGUAUAGGCUGAAAUUACCCAAUAGCAUAGGUGAAUAUAUAAUGGAUAGACUGAGUUAUCAACAGUAUAUUGUGGAAUUUUAAAGCUAAAUGAAAGUAGAACAAAUAACUCGUGUGAAAAGGGAGUAUACAGGGAAGAUAGCAAAUAAUUUUACUUACCUCAGUUUUCUAUUUGUACUUUCGUAGAACGUUAAUAUUAACUUGUUGUUGAACGCUACAAUUUAUUGCUGGAGAGAAUAGGUGCAAUUUGGAAUUGUUAAUAUUGCUACAAGUUUUACCACUUGGAUUAUUCAGUACUGCCAUGGGCUAUUUAAUAUUAUAUGAUACAAAUUAUAGGAAGAUGCGAGACCUGGCAACAAUUUGCUUCUCUUUCUGCUUGCUUCGUAUUCCAAUGUUACUACCUAUACUUUGUUUUUUCGUAGUAUUAUAUAUACUGCUCCCUUUAAAGUGGUUUUACUUCUUCAGAAUUAGAUUAUUAAAAUAAUUAGUUUAUAAGUUAUUAAUAUUUCUACAAACAGUGCCGGAUUUAGAUGAAGAGAGGCCCUAAGCUGUUCCACUUGUGAAGCCCCCAACCACCGGACAGCCAUGGCGGCCAAAUCUCCCACAAUUCAAAGCGAGGGAGAAAGUGCCCAGCGCCGACCAGUUGCCGUUGCAGUGCGCAUGCGCAGGGCGGCCGAUGAUAUGCUGGCCGUGGUUGUGCGCAUGUGCAAUGCUGUGCCGGCGGAUGAGGAGCGAGCGGAGCCCGGCGGCCCGGACACGGAUAGUGGGGGGAGAUGGAGAGAGAGAGAUAGAGAGGGGGGCCGCCCAGAGUUGAACGGAAGGUGUUUUGCCUUGGCCGGAGGCCCCCCUAGACCUCGAGGCCCAUCAAUUUUUUCGGGGGCCCCCUAGAAAGUGGAGGCCCUAAGCUAUAGCUUGUUUAGCAUACGUAAAUCAGGCACUGUCUACAAAGUCUAUUACCAUUCAUCGGUUUGAAAUCUUUGCAACAUUUUUAUAAUCCGUUUUUGGUCUCUCCAGAAGGGGGCUACAAUUUUGGAAUCAUAACUGAUCAGAUUUAUAUAGUUUUUUUUUUGUUUCCAAACCAUAGUCAACCUCCUUCCAUUGGUAAGGUAUUUAUGGCUCUAUGCAUUAUUCCAACUGGUACAAAAAUCUGUGUCCAUUGUACUUUGACCCUUUAUACUAAAUUACUUGUAUGUCACUGGCACCCAGAAUUAUAGCUGCUGUUAUGGCCUUUUUCACAUGUUAAAGAUAUGUACUUCAGGGUUCUUAAUUUGCUUCGUGACAUGCAGAUUUUCCUCUUUGUGCUUGGGUACAAAGUAUCACCUGAUUGCAGAAAACAAUGGGACUGAGCGAUUAUUAGCCAAAGUAGUAGAAACAUUGACUCUCUCUCUCGCUGCAUCCUUACACUGCAUCCUUACAGAUUGUUAAUCUACCAGUUUUUAAUGGCAAUCCACAACAUCUUUUUUUGUGUCUAUUUCCAAGUUAUUUGGGUGCAUGCAGCUUUAAACGUUGCGUUCAUUUAAUAGACAAUAGUUCAUACAUUGUGAUGAAAGAGUUUUGUUGCAUUUUUACAAGAAUAAAUGCAAACACUGCUUUAAUGUUGCAUUAUGUUUACAGAUACCACUGCUGUAAAUGCUGUAGUAAGUAAAUGACAAGAGGAAGCUUUAGCUGCAUAGCAAAAAAAAGUUGUGAUGACAAUAAUCUUUGGGAUCAGUUGUAUAAUCUCAAAGAUUUGUGAUGUUACUUUUGAAUCAGUAGGGAUGCCAUCCAGUUUUUGUGAAUCGAUGUACUGUUCAGAUUAACUCCAUUAAGUAAUUUUUUCUCACUCAUCAAACGUUCAGAUUAACAACCUGUUUUUAUCUGCAAACUAUGUAUACUAAUUUUAAUAUGUAGUUUAGUUUGUUGAUAAAAUGUAGCAAUUGGUUACACGCCAUGCAAUAAACGCCUGAUACUGUUUUACAUCA
Leucoraja erinaceus (little skate) is the source of this 5351-nucleotide messenger RNA. Its product is annotated as SWI/SNF-related matrix-associated actin-dependent regulator of chromatin subfamily E member 1-related-like. Gene Ontology annotation, cellular component: nucleus. Bases 403 to 1365 code for a protein of 320 amino acids. The record is from RefSeq and is a predicted model, not a curated record. Gene Ontology annotation, biological process: regulation of gene expression. NCBI's taxonomy places the organism in Eukaryota, Metazoa, Chordata, Chondrichthyes, Rajiformes, Rajidae. The transcript has 11 exons.